Messenger RNA from Talaromyces amestolkiae, 618 nucleotides. RefSeq lists its product as uncharacterized. The coding region runs from base 1 to 618 and encodes 205 amino acids. Lineage: Eukaryota; Fungi; Ascomycota; Eurotiomycetes; Eurotiales; Trichocomaceae. Gene Ontology annotation, molecular function: acyltransferase activity, transferring groups other than amino-acyl groups. The record is from RefSeq and is a predicted model, not a curated record. The transcript is spliced from 2 exons.
AUGUGCUCAAAAUCUACAACCAGUUCUUUCGUACUCGAGGAGGCGACCAUCGAAGACUUCCCUGCCAUCCGAGACAUUUGGUUUGCAGCCUUCUCCCAGCCGGUGAUUGGAGAGCUAUUCCCUGACUCUCCGGGCAUGCGCCAAUGGGUGCUCAACGAUUGGCACCUGAACGAUUUCAAGACGAGGCCCUUCCAGAAGUACUUGCGCGUGGUUGAUACCGCCUUCAGGGACGAACAAGGCCGCCCACGAAUCAUUGCUUUUGGUAAAUGGGACCUGUCCAUGCCAGGAGCACGCGGUCGUCGCUUUCCACAAUGGCAUCCCAGUUCACCUUAUGAGCGCUGCGAGGAACUCAUUAAUGUCCUUGAGAAAGAGAGGAUGCGGGUCAUGGGUGAUGAGAAACAUUACUAUACCGUCGGCACCCACCCCGAUUAUCAACGACGUGGCGCUGGCUCGAUGCUGGUUCAAUGGGGUUGCGAUCUCGCUGAUCGAGAUGGCGUUUCUGCAUACGUGGAUGCGAGUAAGGAGGGUGCUCCAGUGUACCAGAAGCAUGGAUUUGUAGACUACAGCUUACCGGGCUCUGAUGUUGCGUCGAUGGCUCGUCGGAAGAAAAUUGCAUGA